Molecule: messenger RNA, 5900 nt
Organism: Notolabrus celidotus (New Zealand spotty)
Lineage: Eukaryota; Metazoa; Chordata; Actinopteri; Labriformes; Labridae
Gene: dtnbb
Product: dystrobrevin, beta b
Exons: 19
Coding region: 287-2083 (598 amino acids)
Biological process (GO): synaptic signaling
Cellular component (GO): synapse; plasma membrane
Molecular function (GO): zinc ion binding
Source: RefSeq, a predicted model, not a curated record
AUCUCCGUGCCUGCUCGCGCUCUGCUCUGCUCUGCCGUCCUCUGCCGCUGGGUCGCUGAUGAUGCCGCGCGGAGCGAGGCGCUCGUACGUUUCUGUGUGCGGCUACAACCGCAGUUGUCAAGACUGAAGUCGGAUGAAACAGGAGAGGAGGUUUAAACAUGAGCAUGGAUCAUCGGAGCUCUUCCUCAUCGCUCGGACAGCUGUAACGUCGGCGGACACGCGCGUGGAUUCAUCAAAGGGUCGACGUUUAAGGCUCCACUUUGUUUGACACUCAGCCCAGGAAAGGAUGAUCGAGGAAGGCAGUAAACGAGGCAAGGCCAUGGUGGAGAAGAGACAGCUCUUCAUGGAAAUGAGAGCUCAAAACUUUGAUGUAAUCAGACUGUCGACCUACAGGACUGCCUGCAAACUCCGGUUUGUGCAGAAGAGAUGCAACCUUCAUCUGGUGGACGUCUGGAACAUGAUCGAAGCGUUUCGUGACAACGGGCUCAACACAUUGGACCACAAUGCUGAGAUCAAUGUGUCGCGGCUGGAGACGAUCCUGUCUUCCAUCUACUACCAGCUCAACAAGCGGCUGCCCACCACACACCAGAUCAAUGUGGACCAGUCCAUAGGGCUGCUGCUCAACUUCAUGGUGGCCACUUACGAUAGUGAGAGCCACGGGAAGAUGACGGUUUUCUCAAUGAGGGCCAUGCUGGCAACAAUGUGUGGAGGGAAAAUAGUGGACAAAUUACGCUAUAUUUUCUCGCAGAUCUCCGACUCAAGUGGAGUCAUGAUGUUUGCAAAGUUUGAUCAGUUUCUGCGAGAGGUGCUGAAGCUGCCCACAGCCGUGUUCGAGGGCCCUUCUUUCGGUUACACGGAGCAUUCGGUGCGGACAUGCUUCCCUCAGCAGAAGAAGAUCAUGCUGAACACGUUUUUGGAUGUGCUGAUGGCUGAUCCUCCCCCUCAAUGCCUCGUGUGGUUACCGCUCAUGCACCGACUUGCUAAUGUUGAAAAUGUCUUCCAUCCGGUGGAAUGUUCAUAUUGCCGGAGCGAGAGCAUGAUGGGUUUCAGGUAUCGGUGCCAGCAGUGUCAUGGCUACCAGCUCUGUCAGAGCUGCUUCUGGCGUGGCCAUGCCAAUGGUCCCCAUAGCAACCAGCACCAGAUGAAGGAGCACUCAUCAUGGAAGUCUCCGGCCAAAAAGCUGAGCCACGCCAUCAGUAAAUCUCUGGGCUGCGUCCCCAUCGGAGAGCCGCCACAUCCUGUGUUCCCUGAGCAGGCGGAGAGGCCGCAGGAGCUCACCCACACCGUUCAGCCGAAACCAGCGGCCAACAACAUGAACGACACAAUGCUCAUGUCCUCCGGGGCACCCACUCCCACCAAAAGUGUCUUGGAGAGUCCGAGCCGGUUAGAUGAAGAGCACCGCCUCAUCGCACGCUACGCCGCCCGCCUGGCAGCUGAGGCGGGAAACUCCACACAACAAUGUCCUCCAACAGAUCUGAGUUUCAACUUCGACGCAAAUAAGCAACAGAGACAGCUUAUUGCAGAGCUGGAGAACAAAAACAGGGAGAUCCUCCAGGAGAUCCAGCGACUGCGUUUGGAGCACGAGCAGGCCUCUCAGCCAACCCCAGAAAAAGCCCAGCAGAACCCCACACUCCUGACUGAACUGCGGCUCCUCAGACACAGGAAGGACGAGCUGGAGAGGCGCAUGUCAGCGCUGCAGGAGAGCAGACGUGAGCUGAUGGUGCAGCUGGAGGGACUUAUGAGGCUGCUAAAGUCCCAGUCUGGAGGCUCCCCUCAUUCUUCUCCCAGUCACGGUGCUGGCUGCUCCAUGCCCAUGCCCAUACGCUCCACCUCAGCUGGGUCCACCCCGACUCACACACCACAGGACUGCCUGGCAGGAGUGGGAGGGGACGUGCUUGAGGCCUUUGCUCAGGGUGUACCUAGGAAUCUUCGGAAUGAUCUAUUAGUUGCUGCUGACUCAAUCACAAACACCAUGUCAUCACUGGUGAAAGAGCUCCACUCAGUGGAUGAUGGGAUAGAGGAAGAGGAGACCAACAUGAGGAACGGUGGGGACAGAGGCACAGCGAGAGUACCGAAGCACUGAGGACAAAGCAAACACCAUUCCACCCUGUAAGGACAUACAGUCAUCAAUUGGAAGAUACAAGAUCAACAACCCCUGGCAUUAGCACGUAGAGUAAUGCAUGCUGUAAUCUUAACAGGAUUUCACUAUGUGAAAAAAAAGUUUCUUCACAUCUUGCAGGUAGCGAGAUGUGUCCAAUUAGCGAGUGUGUAUGUUGUCCUGUAAACAAAAACUGCUGUAAUUACCCGACGAUUCCCUCAUGACUGCUAAAGAAUGGCUUGCUGUGCUUUCUCCCAUUGCAGCAGAUCAUUCUGUAUAUAAAAUACUGUACACACAUGACCAUGGGAACACCCCGACAUGAAAGUGACCUCCUGUCACAACAUGUUCCCUGUCAUUGCUUUUGUAUGAUUAGCUCUAGUUUACUUAUUUUGUUGUUUUUUAAAUUGUUUUUGCAUGAAGUUGCACUCAUGUCUGGAUUUAGGUACUGUAUCAUGCUAUGCCAGCUCUCUGUGGGUUUACGAUGACAGCUGAGCGGUUGGAAGUGUCCUGCCUCAGAAUUCACUUUGAGUGUGUUUACUUGCACAUCCACGGUCGGAAGUUCGUUGGACGCAAAAAUUGUCAAAGCAGACUUUUCUGAGUCCUGCCACGACCAUGAGGAAGAGUUAGAGUUAGGGACAGGACAAACAGAGGAAAGGACGUCGCUGCCCUAGGCCAUGCAACAGUCCGCUACAGAAACCACUGUUUAAGUUUUUCACUCUUACGCCUGUGGAUAAACAAGAUCAAAUGCAUCAGUGACAAAGCUUAGUUAGCAGCUCUGUAGCUUAGCUUAAAGUCUAUCUCUUGGCACCCCUUCAGCUGACUGGAAAGCGUUAUAUAUAAUCCUAACAAAAGGUUUGGUGUUGGACUUAGUUGCUAAGUAUAUUGACUUCCAGACAUUUAAAGGAGGUUGCAAAAUUGCUAGCUAGCUCACAGGUAACAUUGGUGCAGUUAGCAGAUUGGUAUUGUGUUACUUCCAGACAGGAAUAGUCCGGAGAUUAUCCUUUUUUUCUGGUCUUUAUGCUAAGCUAAGCUAAGCUAACCGCGGGCUGUUGGAAAAUAUUGACUCAAAGAAAUGAAGAGUAGAUCUUCUCCUUUAAGGCAGCAAUUAUUAGAAUUGAGAAAAUAAUAAAAAAUUUAGAGCAACAAACUUAAUGAUUGAAUUGUAAGUUGCUACUUUUGACGGAGGACAAAACACCCUCCAAAAAGUACGAUACAUUAUGUCACUGUACGUGUCAUUACAUUACGAUUCAAUACGUUACGCUGCGUUACGUUACAAUACGAUACGUUAGGAUACAAUACGUUACGAUACGAUGCGUUACGUUACAAUACGAUAUGUUUCGAUACAAUACGUUACGGUACGAUGCGUUACGUUACGAUACGUUUCGAUACAAUACGUUACAAUACAUUACGAUACGAUACGUUACAAUACGUUACAAUACGAUCCGUUACAAUACGUUACAAUACGAUACGAUACGUUACAAUACAUUACAAGACUAUUGUUCAGCUGCCUGCCCACCAGUAGUUGGUUUGCAUUGUAAUAUGUUUUCACUUCACAUCUGCAGGGAUAUCUGUUUUCACACACAUUAAUAACUUUUUCUCAUUUAAACUUUUAACAGAACUAAUAUCCUGAAUAUCUGGUAUCCAGAGUACUUUGUGCAUGUAAACACACUCAACGAGUCAUACUAAACUGCUGCUACUGUGCUCUCAGCGAGCCACCCUUACAAACAAGAGGGCUGUGCGAUAAAAAGAACCAAGGGGCUACUACAAACACAGUAAGGAGCUGUGCUUGUUGUUCAUCCCCUUAAAAACGUAUCUACACGCACCUGACUAGCUGGUAGCCUCAGUAUUUAUUAUUUAAGUGUAGGGAAGCACCUCAGGAUGUUAGAAUAAUAAAGAAUUAGGCAAUGAGUUUAGUUGUGAGUAACAAAAUGAACACUAUUAUUCCGUACGUGAGGAUGUAAGGUCAUAGGAAGCAAGUAGGAACCGCUUUGAUAGCUUUAUUAGUUAAGAAAGGAUUAUUGAAAUGUGUAUGUGCAAUGAAGGUAGGUGCUCAGGGAAUGCAGAGGUGAUUUAAGAGAAAUAUGGUCCUUUUACUGUUAGAAGUGGUUGGCGACAACACUAGAGGUGAAAGAUCAGUGAUGACUUUAAAGGGAGGGUUUCAUUCCAAAAUAUACAUCCACUGUUCACAAAGAAGUCUGUUAUUUUACUUGUGGUUAAUGUCAAUAGUUGAGUUGAAAUAUCCUGAUGCGGAUCAUUUUUCUCUCAUUUCACUAGUUAUCUUGUUGUAUUUUGGAAUUAAACUCUUGAAAUAUUUAGAGAAACACAAAAGCAAGUGAUAAAAUAUUUGGUAAAGGAUGUGGAAAGAGAAGUUUUUCUGAAGUGCUAUUUGGUGAAGCAUGUUGUUGGAUAUCGGUUUUUUUUCUGUGUGUGAAUUUGUGUCUUUCACAGGAAAAGCAAAGUGAAGGGUAGCUGUAAACCAGAGAGGGUCUAAACAGAGAUCAGGUCUAAGUUACCAUUACAUUUUUGUCCUCUGGUUCAAUGUGUUUUGUCUAUUUCUCUUAAAUGAAAAUGAGCACUGUUUGCUGUUUUCAACACGAUAAAGGCUAAGGAGCAUUUUUAGAGUAAUGUGAAGAUCUCAGAAGAAGCUGUGUGUAAAAUCGGACUGAUUCAAACUGAUUAAGAGAUUGUUUUGAGAUUUGUACAGUAAGUCUAUCCAAUAAGCUAAGUAUAAGGUUUCAACAGCCUGUUACACUGUGUCAAGAAAAAAAACAUAAGAAGGCUCCUCUGAUUUUGACGUUUUUAAUGUGAUGUUUUUUUUUUAUCAGUUUUCUGUUCUGCUCUACGUUAGCAUUAUUGUUACUAUUCUGGUUUGUAGUAUAAGUGGAGUAAAGUCUGUAACAAUUUUGUCAUAAAGCUUCACGUGUGCGCUCACACUUGCGUCCAAAUUGAAUUCAAAGGAGAGGUUAAAAAGAAUAAAACAUCUGUGACCUCUUCUGUCAGAGAGUCACAGUGAAAAAUGUCCAGAAAUUAGUGAAACGCAGAGGAAAAAAUGUCUUCCCCUUCAUUCUGGCCACGCAUUUAAAAAGUUAGCUCUCUUUCUGUUCUUUCAGUUUGUGCCUGUGCUGUUCUGUAAAGUGCUGUAUAAAGUAACCAUUCAGCAAAUACGAUGAUCUAUCAGCCUUUAUGUCUGUGACUUUGUAGAGUUUUUAUUUAUUUAUUGAUUCAAUGUGUUCUGGGGGAAACUGAUGCUCAGCCUUUACAUUUGUGCCAAACUGUUUGCAGACAUUGUGUGUCAUUAUUAUCAUAACAGGUAUAUAUCACAGUAUAUCUGCAUUAGUGUGUUGUCGUUGCUCAUAGUUUAUUCACAGAAUGCCUGGAGAUGUUCACAGUAAAUUCUUCUCAUUGCUGGAAUCUGCUGGGAAACUCGCUUUUAAUAGUUGAUGAACACAUUCCAAAUCUUACAGAUAGACAGGCACUGAUGUCAUUCAAGCCAACGUGUAGGCAAUACUGUAUACCCUGUCAGACCUAACUCUGGGUAUUACUAAUAAAACACAGUCGGUCAUGCAGAGGUGCGUACAUCGUAAUACUUUUAUUGUUUGCGGAGGAACUACGUGCAAAGAAUGCAACCUCGACACCAACACUCCCCUGAUGUUACUUAUCUCUGUCUGUGUUCUGUAUGGUUAUGCUUCUGGUACACAUUUGUUUCUCAUAUUGAUUUUACAAAACAUAGUUUUAUGUCACAAAGCCACUGUUUUUUGUAAAUAAAUCAAAUGUGAGAUAUAUUAAAAAGAUUUAAAAUAUA